AUGCUUGGCAUUGGAGGCUUCAAGAUGGCCCAUUAUGGGUUCUUGACGCUUUUAUCAGCCCCCGAAACUCCUUUAGGUUCAUGCCCACGCCAGAAGGUCGCCAUCAAGCGACCAUUUUAUAAGAAGUACCCUCCAGGCAGCAGCACAAACCUGAUUAAUUUUUUGAUUGGACGCUAUACAAUAGGUGACAAGCUUCCAAAGCUGUUCAGAGAGGCAAAUGUCUUGUACUGGGCACGCUCAUUGCUCACAUUUGCAUAUGAAUACAUAGACCAUUGUGUUGCUAAUUCAUCCGACACUCCGCCCUUUCACAUCCCUCGCUUGCAUUUUGUCAAGGCUGGUCUCGCAUUGUCACACAAUCACACACAACCUGGCCACAAAUCAAAGUCACUGACCAUGCCUCGGGCUGGGUACCUCGUCAAAGAGUUGAUCACUGACGAUUUCAUCAAAUAUAUCCAUAAUAUGGAUUGCAACCCAAUGCUUGAUCCAUACGAGGUUGGCUAUGAAAUUGCCAAAUUUCUAGCUUGCACACAACACAUACAGUUUGCCAAAACCGGCGGUCUCGCGUUCAUCUCCGAUUACCAAGGUGGAUUGGAGAUUUUGUCUGACCCUCAAGUUCUUACACAUCCAUACGUGAUUUUAAAAAAAAAUAUUACUCAUAACUCAACUGGGGACUAUAGCCUGGUCAACAAAGGGAAGGAUGAUAUCUUUGGGGAUGGCAACAUCAAAUGUGCAGUUAGCACGUUCGAGAAGGAGCACAAUUGCAACAAAUUUUGUAAAUGGAGUGGCUUUAAGUUGAAAAUUUACGAAGCAGAGAUGGAGACAGAUUAA
This is a messenger RNA of Suillus discolor, 828 nucleotides long. RefSeq lists its product as uncharacterized. Gene Ontology annotation, biological process: protein phosphorylation. The transcript has a single exon. Gene Ontology annotation, molecular function: protein serine/threonine kinase activity; ATP binding. The coding region runs from base 1 to 828 and encodes 275 amino acids. The record is from RefSeq and is a predicted model, not a curated record. Lineage: Eukaryota; Fungi; Basidiomycota; Agaricomycetes; Boletales; Suillaceae.